Sordaria macrospora k-hell is the source of this 1167-nucleotide messenger RNA. RefSeq lists its product as uncharacterized. The record is from RefSeq and is a predicted model, not a curated record. Gene Ontology annotation, molecular function: oxidoreductase activity. NCBI's taxonomy places the organism in Eukaryota, Fungi, Ascomycota, Sordariomycetes, Sordariales, Sordariaceae.
AUGGCUCGGUCACUUCUGUUCUUCUUGCUUAUCGCGUCGUCACUGGUUGGUGCGAUUUGCAAAGAUGAUGUACACAAGUUGCAACAGAAAGGCAGAGCGAACCUAGAACAUCGGCUUGCCAAGUCCAAAACAUGCACAAAAAAGAAUCUUCGGGUUCGACGGGAAUGGGGUGACAUCUCAAAGAAGGAGCGCAGAGAGUACAUUGCUGCUAUGUUGUGCUUGAUGUCUAGACCAUCUCGCCUGGACCAAACAGAGUAUCCUGGAGCCAAAACACGCUACGACGACUUUGUCGCUGUUCACAUCAACCAGACUUUGGCCAUUCAUGGAACUGGAAGCUUUCUUGCGUGGCAUCGCUAUUUCACCUGGUCGUUCGAAAGAGUUAUUCGUGAAGAAUGUGGAUACACUGGAACCCAGCCGUAUUGGAACUGGGGCAAGUGGGCAUCUGAUCCGGCAAAAUCUCCUCUGUUCGACGGUAGCGAUACUAGCUUCAGCGGCAAUGGAGCGAUGAUAGAUCAUGAAGAUACCGAUUACUACCCAGCUGGGCCCGGAGGGGGGUGUAUCCAUUCUGGUCCUUUCGUCAACAUGACGGUCCGCCUAGGCCCCCUCUCUCCCCAAGCUAAUCCCGCUCCGGCCCCGAACCCGCUUUCCAACGGUAUGGGCGAUAACCCGCGCUGUGUCCGCCGCGAUAUCACCAACUAUCUUUCCUCGCGCUUCACUCGCACCGAAGACAUGGUGGUCCUAAUCACCAACUCCACCGACAUACUCACCUUCCAAGACCGCAUGCAGGCUGUGAACACGCGUCCUUGGGACCUCGAAAAGACUUACAACCCAGCCGAGCACAACGGGAUGCCGCUCUUCGGCGUCCAUGCCGGCGGACAUCACACCAUUGGCGGCGACCCCGGAGGCGACUUCUUCACUAGUCCUAAUGAUCCGGCGUUUUAUGCUCACCAUUCGGGCAUUGAUCGGACGUGGGCAAUCUGGCAGUGGCUGGACUUGGAGAACCGGACCGAGCAGAUUGCUGGAGGCACUUUUAUGUUUGAUCCGGUGAACAGUCCGAGGCAGACGUUGGAUGAUGUCGUGGAUUUGGGAGUGGUGGGGAACAAGGUGUGGAGGAUUAGGGAUUUGGUUAGCACGGUUGAUGGUCCCUUUUGUUAUACUUAUGAGUAG